UCAAAAACACAUAAAACUUGCAACAGCGGUCAUUCCCAGCAUUCAUAUGUCUUUGCUCUGACCAGUCAUGAAUAUCAUCUGGCUUUGCAUCCCAGCAGCACUGUUUGUUACUCCAGCCUUCUCUGUUCAAAUGAUUGACACAAGCCGCAUCAGAGUUUUCCCAGCAGUCAAUCAAAGCAUUGCAGGAUUAGUCCUGGUUACCUCUUUAAAUAAACUCAACCAGCCUCAGUACGCCUUCAAUGCCAGUGAAGCUCGUAAGCUCUGCUCAUCCCUUGGACUGAACAUUGCUUCAAGAGCACAAGUAAACACGGCUCUUUCUAGAGGCAUGGAAACAUGCAGGUUUGGAUGGGUUGAUGAACAUUUCGUAGUCAUUCCCCGCAUCCAGCCACUUACCAAUUGCGGCCAAAAUAAGAGUGGUUUGGUGAUGUGGCGAGUUGAUGUAAGACAAAAGUUUGAUGUGUUUUGCUUCAAUGAAUCAGAUGCAGCAAUACAACAGAGGUUAUAUGAAGUAACUGACAGUCCUUUGAUGAGCACGCAUGACUUGGGUCACACACACCACACCACAGCAAUGCAAUCUACAGCUUUCUCCUCAAUUCCUGAAACCUUCGACAAUGAUGCAGAAACAGCCCGCUUUGUCAGCAGUUCGCAAGGCUUUACUGGAGUGAAGGCUGUGCUCAUCAUCUGCGCCUGUGCCCUUAUCCUACUUGUAAUGAUCAUCCUGGCAUACCUAAAAUUGCGUCGCUCACAGAAGUCAGAUGUGAAACAGCAGCAAGAACACAUCCAGACAGAAGAGUGGACAUGUGUGAAGACCAUUACAGAAAACGAGCAAGCUGUUCAGGAAGUUCAGGAAGAUGAGAGGAUAGAAGUGGGUGACGCGCAAUAAAUGUUUUGAUCCUUGAUUAAUGUUAAAUUAAGUAACAGAAUGGCUGUAACAUGAUUUCUUUUUGUAUGUGUUCAUUAUUUUCAUUCAUCUAUGCUAGUAAAUGGUGCAGUUUAGCCACUAGAG
This is a messenger RNA of Archocentrus centrarchus (flier cichlid), 1006 nucleotides long. RefSeq names its product lymphatic vessel endothelial hyaluronic receptor 1a (gene lyve1a). Gene Ontology annotation, molecular function: hyaluronic acid binding; transmembrane signaling receptor activity. The transcript has 6 exons. Gene Ontology annotation, biological process: cell adhesion. Gene Ontology annotation, cellular component: plasma membrane. The record is from RefSeq and is a predicted model, not a curated record. Lineage: Eukaryota; Metazoa; Chordata; Actinopteri; Cichliformes; Cichlidae. Bases 68 to 883 code for a protein of 271 amino acids.